AGAGCAGCUUGCUUGAUAAUAAGAAUCAUUAUCAUAGCUCAGUCAUAUUUACCUGCAGGUAGCCAUUAUGAGCUUAUAUGUUUGAGGGCACAAAUUUUACUCGGGAUUGUCAGUUUCAGAUAACAUUAGCGACUGUAUAUAUUACAUCGUGUCUACGGACCUCACCGAAAGCUAAUGCUAAGCUAGUUCCUAAUGUCACAGACUGGAGAAACGAUUUUCUGACCUGAAAGUGAGUCAUGGGCAAAAGCUGUAAGGUGGUUGUGUGUGGCCAGGCUGCAGUUGGCAAAACAGCUGUACUGGAGCAACUACUGUAUGCCAAUCAUGUUGCAGGUUCAGAGCCCAUGGAGACCCUGGAGGAUAUCUAUAUUGGCUCCAUAGAAACUGAUCGCGGCACACGAGAGCAGGUGCGCUUCUAUGACACCCGUGGGCUCCGGGAUGGGAUGGAGUUUCCUCGACAUUACUACACUUUUGCUGAUGGCUUUGUACUCGUCUACAGCAUUGACAGUAAAGAGUCCUUUAAGCGAAUGGAGGCCCUCAAGAAGGACAUCGACCGUCACAGAGACAAGAAAGAGGUCACCAUUGUUGUGCUGGGUAACAAGCUGGACAGGCAGGAUGAGAGGAGAGUCGACUCUAACAUGGCCCAGAACUGGGCGAAGAACGAGAAGGUGCGUCUGUGGGAGGUGUCAGUGGUGGACCGGCGUACACUGAUCGAACCCUUUGUCUACCUGGCCAGCAAAAUGACCCAACCUCAAAGCAAGUCCACUUUCCCUCUCAGUCGCAACAAGAAUAAGGGCAGUGGUUCUACAGACAGCUGAACGACCAGACACUGUUUUUAUGUUCGAGAGGAAGCAAAAAGGGAGAAGAGGUGUGUUAAAGGGAAUCUAGUUUUGCUAAAAAAAAAAAAUCAAAAAAAAAACCUAUUUCAAUAUUAUGAAGGACUGAGGUAGUAAGAGUUGGUUUGGAAAAUAUGGAUAAGCGAUAAUGAGAAAAGGCAGGAUGAUUGUAUGGAUAUUUAUAUAUACAGUGAGUACUGUUGGUUUAGCAUCCAUGUUCGAUGUUUUGAUAAAAUACUGCAAUUAUAAAUGAGUGACAAUGUUGAUCUUUUAUCAACAAUUUAAAGAAUGCAAAGUUUUUUUGUCAUUCCGUGUAUAUUAGUUUGGAUUAUGGUCAAAAUAUUCAUACACAUUCUUGAUUAUUACAGCUGUUGACAUCAGCAGCCAUGUUUGGACUUGCAGCUCUUAAACUACUGACAAUCAACAUUUUGCUCUCAGACUCAUGGAGCUCACUGUAUAGAUAAAUUAGGACCUCGCACACAGAUACACUGGCUACUAUUUUAUUUACAUGUACACACAGGCUGAAUCAAAAAUGGCAGCAGUCACUCAUGUUACCUGAUUAUUGCGUCACACAAAUGCUGAAUUUCACAUGUUGUAAAAGAUUUGAUAGGUGAAAGUCUUUUAUUGAUACAUUCUUGAUGAUGUGAUGUUUGUUGAUCUGGAGAGUUGUUACACUAUAUUUGUUCUUUACUGAGUUAUACUGUUGGAUGUUGUACAGUGAAUUAUUAACAUUCCUUACCACAUACUGCCUUCUAUACAGGCUGUAGAAACUGAAAUAUGAGAUAAAUGUUCAGGAGAAAGGCAGUUUCUGCAGGCUCAGGUGCUACUUUUUUUCUGCUUGUGACACAUAAAGACAUAGCACAUUCUAUAUAGUAAAAUGUUGCACCACGAACAGCACGACUCUUCAUGUAAUCAGUUACAGUCACUGAGGAAGUUGAAGCUGGUAUAUUUUUUACUAAGCUGUAAAGUAAAACCCAGGGCAUUCAUCAGCUGACCAUUGAACAGUCACAUCAGGGUGCAACAUGAGUCAAAAUAUCAGCAGCUUUUAAUGUUUGAUUGAAAAGGGGAAUCCGUUUAUUGUCUUUAUUCAUGUGUUUGUGCUUCAGGCUUUCAACACUAUGUAACAUACAUGCAACAUUUUUUGUGAAUAUCAAGCCUUUAUGUAUUAAUAUCCAUAAAAUGUGUUCACUUGAUAUUUGCUUGCAUGUUUUGCAAACACAUUAAAUGAUUUUUUGGGUCUAAACAGAA
Epinephelus lanceolatus (giant grouper) is the source of this 2081-nucleotide messenger RNA. RefSeq names its product NFKB inhibitor interacting Ras-like 2 (gene nkiras2). NCBI's taxonomy places the organism in Eukaryota, Metazoa, Chordata, Actinopteri, Perciformes, Serranidae. Gene Ontology annotation, biological process: negative regulation of canonical NF-kappaB signal transduction; Ral protein signal transduction. The record is from RefSeq and is a predicted model, not a curated record. Gene Ontology annotation, molecular function: GTP binding; GTPase activating protein binding; GTPase activity.